GAAGGAGAGAGCGAGCGGGGCAUUUCUGCGCAGCUUCUGAGCGCCUCGGAGCCCGCCCGGGCGGCCACUGGAAACGAGACCGACAGAGACAGACAGACAGACGGCUCCCGGAAGCCGAGCCGCCGCCGCCGCCAGGUUAGCGAGGCGCGGAGACCGCGCAGACUGUUGCUACGUCCCGAGCCUCGCGUGUUGGAAGACGUGCGUGGCCGGAGCUGCGAGCUUCGAUUCGUGUCUUUGCGGGUGCCUAGCUGAGGACGUCCUCCCCACGGAGCCAGUGUGCCGAGGAGGGGCGUGCUGGUCACCAUGACAACAGAGACAGGCCCCGAUUCUGAGGUGAAGAAGGCUCAGGAGGAGACUCCACAGCAGCCUGAGGCUGCCGCAGCUGUGACCACCCCAGUGACCCCUGCAGGCCACAGCCACCCAGAGACCAAUUCCAAUGAGAAGCAUCUGCCGCAGCAGGACACAAGGCCUGCUGAACAGAACCUAGAAAUGGAAGAAAAGGACUACUGUGAGGCCGAUGGCCUGUCGGAGAGGACCACGCCCAGCAAGGCCCAGAAGUCGCCCCAGAAGAUCGCCAAGAAGUUCAAGAGUGCCAUCUGCCGAGUCACCCUGCUUGACGCCUCCGAGUACGAGUGUGAGGUGGAGAAGCACGGCCGGGGCCAGGUACUGUUUGACCUGGUCUGUGAGCACCUCAACCUCCUGGAGAAAGAUUACUUCGGUCUGACCUUCUGCGAUGCUGAUAGCCAGAAGAAUUGGCUGGACCCCUCCAAGGAAAUCAAGAAGCAGAUCCGGAGCAGCCCCUGGAAUUUUGCCUUCACAGUCAAGUUCUACCCUCCUGACCCGGCCCAGCUGACAGAAGACAUCACAAGGUACUACCUGUGCCUGCAGCUGAGGGCAGAUAUCAUCACAGGCCGCCUGCCCUGCUCCUUUGUCACGCAUGCCCUGCUGGGUUCCUAUGCCGUGCAGGCUGAGCUGGGUGACUAUGAUGCGGAGGAACAUGUGGGCAACUAUGUCAGCGAGCUCCGCUUCGCCCCAAACCAGACCCGGGAGCUGGAGGAGAGGAUCAUGGAGCUGCACAAGACAUACAGGGGCAUGACCCCCGGAGAGGCAGAGAUCCACUUCCUGGAGAACGCCAAGAAACUUUCCAUGUACGGAGUUGAUCUGCACCAUGCUAAGGACUCUGAGGGCAUUGACAUCAUGCUAGGCGUCUGUGCCAACGGCCUGCUCAUCUACCGGGACCGCCUGAGAAUCAACCGGUUUGCGUGGCCCAAGAUUCUCAAGAUCUCCUACAAGAGAAGUAAUUUCUACAUCAAGAUCCGGCCUGGGGAGUAUGAGCAGUUUGAGAGCACCAUCGGCUUCAAGCUCCCUAACCACCGCUCAGCCAAGCGCCUGUGGAAGGUCUGCAUCGAGCACCACACAUUCUUCCGGCUGGUGUCCCCAGAGCCCCCACCCAAGGGCUUCCUGGUGAUGGGCUCUAAGUUCCGGUACAGUGGGAGGACCCAGGCACAGACACGCCAAGCCAGUGCCCUCAUUGACCGGCCCGCACCUUUCUUCGAGCGUUCCUCCAGCAAGCGAUACACCAUGUCCCGCAGCCUUGAUGGAGCGGAGUUCUCCCGCCCUGCCUCCGUCAGUGAGAAUCAUGAUGCAGGCCCUGACGGCGACAGGCGCGUAGAUGAUGCUGAGUCAGGGGGACGUCCAUCAGAGGCCGAAGAAGGAGAGGUUAGGACGCCCACCAAGAUCAAGGAGUUGAAGCCGGAGCAGGAAACCACGCCAAGACACAAGCAGGAGUUCCUGGACAAGCCGGAGGACGUCCUGUUGAAGCACCAGGCCAGCAUCAAUGAGCUCAAGAGAACCCUGAAGGAGCCCAACAGCAAACUCAUCCACCGGGACAGAGACUGGGAGCGGGAGCGCAGGCUGCCCUCGUCGCCCGCCUCCCCCUCGCCGAAGGGAACCCCUGAGAAAGCCGGUGAGGCCCAGAGGACCCAGGACCCUUCUCAGCAGGACUUGGUACCCGGAACAGCAGCAGGCUUGGAAGUGUUCACUCAGAAAAGCCUCGCAGCAUCUCCUGAGGGCUCAGAGCAUUGGGUAUUUGUAGAAAGAGUGUACACUAGGCCAGAAGAACUUGCCCUCCUAACAGUGGCCCCCGCACCACGGGAAGAAAGUGAGGCACGCCUCGCUGAGAUCCUUGCUGAUGGCAGACUCUCCAAGGUAGACAUUCUGGUGGACAAGUUCAAAGUUGAAGUGGCCACAGAAGACUCAGUGGGAGCCAGAAGAGCGAGCACUCAACAGCGAGGGGAAGUGAUUGCAAGUCCAGAAGACUCAGAGACGAGAGAGGAAGGCCCAUGCGUCGAGGGGCGUCCCGGAGAGGCUACUCAAGCCGCAGGAUUCCCAUCAGCAGACAAGCUUCUCGAGGGCUCCAAGCUCAAGACUAGGAACCACCGCAUCCCAGAUGGCCAACUAGAGAGCCAAGUAGAGCUGAGCAAGGGGCUGGAGGGGCUCCAGACGUGGGGAAGCCCUGUAGCCGCGGAGCUUGGGCCAGUGUGGGGAGAGGGUCUUUCUCCUGCAUCAGACAAAGGAGGACUCCAGUCCUUCCUGUUGGAUCCAGCCCAAACAGAAGCCAGAGCUGACUCAAGCGAUGAGACGGACACCUCCUUCGCAGAGAGAAGCUUCUAUCUAAACUAUGGAGAGAGAGGCCCUGAAGACCAAGUCUUGCCCCCAGCCACAGAGGACAGAGAAGAGCACCCGGAUGCCCCUCCUGGAGACGGGAGCUGGCUGGAGCUGGCAGGAGAGCGUUCAGGGCACUGGGAGUGGAAGUCCUCAGCCCCAAAGGGUCCUGCCCCAAGUUCCAGCCAGAAUAAAGAUGAAGCCCAUAUGGCUUCCUCAGAGAAAGAAGUCUGGCCCCCCAGGGACCAUGGGAGACCUGGUGACCUGCAGGGAGCUGCUGUGGGGCAGACUUUUGCAGAGGGCUGGGAAGAAGCACAACAAAGGCUGGAAGGAGAGCUGACCUACCCAAUGGCCAGGGUAGCUGAAGACGAGGAGGCCCCAACGAGUAUAGAUUGUAUGGGCAAGACUGAGAAAAGUCCUCCAGCGAGAUGGAAGACGCACCCGCCUGGUGGAGGAGGAGUGGUGCACCUUGAUGCCCAGGCCUGUGCCCUUCUGAGGAGCAUCCCUCCUCGUGUUAGGAAGCCAGCUAGGCCAGACCAAGGCAGUUUCCUGCCCAAAGAUAAAGGAGCCUUAGAGCCUGAGACAGACAGAGAGGCAGUCACCCAACUGCCAGCCUCCUCUGGUCACACUGUGGAGGACACUUCUCUAAGCCCAGUCCCUCCUGGGUCAGGGGAGCCUUCGGAGUUCAGGGAUCCCUUUGGGGAUCAAUUCCCUGUGGUUCUGAGAUACAUCCAUCUUCCUGAAGAGACCCCGGAGCCCAAGGACACGCGAGGCCAACGCAAGCCACCUCCAGUUGCCAGCAAGAAGCCCAGAGUUGUCCCUGAAGGAACUGAGGGGCCUGCACUCCUGGGGUCGGUGUUUCCUCCAGGAAAGCCAAAGGAGACUUCACACCAGGAUAGGGACCAAGGGGGUCCCCAGGAAGAUAUUAGCAAGACCUCAGUGGCUAACAAAAUUCGGAUAUUUGAGACCCAUGGAGCUGAGCCUUGCCGAACCAGUCAGGGUGAACUGAGGGCCUUUCCACACGAGCCACCUCCGCCUCCAGAAGCUUCCCCAGGACAGAUAGAACAACAGCAGCGGAAUAAACUUCUAGACAUGGGUUUUGUCCAACUCCAGCCACCUGGGGACUUGGCCAGCCCUAAAAGUCCCCAUUCAUCCGUCAUGCCUCUGGCUGCCCAGCACUACGGGGAGGACACCUCUGCUCCCUCCCACCAGGAGAGAUGCACAGAACCAGAGCUCCUGUCCCCCGAUUCAGGCUGUGAAACCACGCUGGAGGAAGCUACUGGGAACAAAUCCGGAGAUGCGGCCAGGGAAGAGAAGAGCUUCUUCAGCCGCUUAGCGCUGCAUACCCCUGGGAAGGGGGGGCAUCUGAGAUUCGCCAGCCCUCUGGGCUCUCAGAGAGCAGGGCUGAGGGAGGGCUCGGAGGAGAAAGUCAAGCCACCACGUCCGCGUGCCCCAGAGAGUGACACGGGAGACGAGGACCAGGACCAGGAGAGAGACGCAGUGUUCUUGAAGGACAACCACCUGGCCAUUGAACGCAAAUGCUCCAGCAUAACAGUCAGCUCCACGUCCAGCCUGGAGGCUGAGGUGGACUUCACAGUUAUUGGCGACUACCAUGGGGGCGCCUUUGAAGACUUCUCCCGAAGCCUCCCCGAGCUGGAUCGUGAUAAAAGUGACUCUGAGACAGAGGGCCUGGUGUUCUCCCGGGACCUCAAGGGGCCCUCCAGCCAAGAGGAUGAGUCGGGGGGCAUCGAGGACAGCCCCGAUCGAGGGGCCUGCUCCACUCCAGAAAUGCCCCAGUUUGAGUCCGUGAAAGCAGAAACCAUGACCGUCAGCAGUCUGGCGAUCAGAAAGAAGAUCGAGCCAGAGGCCAUGCUGCAGAGCAGAGUCUGCGCCGCAGACAGCACCCAGGUUGAUGGGGGUACCCCAGUGGGAAAAGACUUCAUGAUGACUCCCCCCUGCAUCACCACAGAGACCAUCUCCACCACCAUGGAGAACAAUCUCAAGUCCGGGAAGGGGGCAGCUGCCAUGAUCCCAGGCCCACAGACGGUGGCCACGGAAAUCCGUUCUCUUUCACCGAUCAUCGGGAAAGAUGCUCUCACCAGCACGUACGGCGCCACCGCGGAAACCCUCUCAACCUCUACCACCACCCAUGUCACCAAAACUGUGAAGGGAGGGUUUUCCGAGACAAGGAUCGAGAAGCGAAUUAUCAUUACUGGGGACGAAGAUGUCGAUCAAGACCAGGCCCUGGCUUUGGCCAUCAAGGAAGCCAAACUACAGCAUCCAGACAUGCUGGUAACCAAAGCUGUUGUCUACAGAGAAACAGACCCAUCCCCAGAGGAGAGGGACAGGAAGCCACAGGAAUCCUGACCUCCGUGAAGAGAUGCUGGCGUGUCUGGUCUAACCCGAGCCAGAGAACCAUUAAGAAGGGGCCUUCGUUCAGGAUUCUCCGACAACACCAACAUCCCAGCUGCGACACACUGUCACUGAUGAGAGACUGGGAAGGGAAAGCAUAUAUAUAUAGAUAUAUAUAGAUAUAUAUAUACAGGAAACACCGCGUCCUUGCACUGCUGCCGGGGCUGGCGGAGCAGUCAGCUGAUGGCCACAACCAAGAUGUACAGCAACCUUCACUUCCUUUGCAGACGAAUUGAACUGGUGGGAAUUUUUUUUUUUC
Acomys russatus (golden spiny mouse) is the source of this 5335-nucleotide messenger RNA. It is a transcript of the gene Epb41l1, whose product is annotated as erythrocyte membrane protein band 4.1 like 1. Bases 304 to 5031 code for a protein of 1575 amino acids. The transcript has 26 exons. Gene Ontology annotation, cellular component: plasma membrane; cytoskeleton. Gene Ontology annotation, biological process: cortical actin cytoskeleton organization. Gene Ontology annotation, molecular function: structural molecule activity; actin binding. NCBI's taxonomy places the organism in Eukaryota, Metazoa, Chordata, Mammalia, Rodentia, Muridae. The record is from RefSeq and is a predicted model, not a curated record.